UGCAACAGCCGGUGAAGAGACCUUUAAGUAAAUAAUGAAGUGUUGAAAGGUGUACGGUAUGUUUGAUAUUUUCAGGUGAAGCCUGUGUGUUCUGACAGUGGUAUGAAACCAAUGUUAACGAAUAAUGGAUGAAUGACUCGCCUCGCUAAUUAGAUUAUUAAAUACACGCGUAGCUGGAAAGUCAACAACUGUUUAUUCAAAUUUAAGGUUAAGCUGUCUGCUUGCGGAUCUCAUUUCGCUGCAGCCGCUGCAGCUCUCGUUCUGACAGGUGCUGCGUACUAAAGAUAAAAAUAAUCCGGUGACCUAAUCUGAGGCCUUUUAUCGACGACAAUAAAGCUGCGGUUAUUAGGCGCGACUUUCCUGUCGCGUUUCGUCGUUUCGCAACAGCGUAACGCCGUCGCUCAAACUUGCAGAUUGAUACUAAAUGCCGUUAAUAUAUACUCUCCACAUCGCUAUUGCUGAUAUUAAUUAGGUUGAAACAGCUUCUCGCUUACCUUUAAUCACGAUAAUGUCAAGAAUAAUAGCAAUUCACAAUCAAUAGUCAUAGUCACAUCGGACUGAAAUAUUAAACAGUGUGAAACAAUCAAAAGACAAACCAAACUGAACUAAGCUGAGUGAAAACAAAAUAGCCUAUAAACAUGGCAGGUGCGAGUAAGGAGGUAAAUCCUGCAGAGAUGAACAACAUUGGGGGAGACAACAACAUCGUUGGGCUGAUAUUUUCCUUCGUUAAAAAAUUUGUCACUGUCGGUCUUGUAUGGGGAUGUGGAUACAUGAACUGGAGCAUCGCGUGGUUCAUCGGACCGAUCAUAUUGUCAGUACUAAGAACAGAAUGGAGGAAAGAAAGCGAUCAGCGACGGCUCACCGCCCAGGCAACCGUUCUUGCUGGCGAACAACAAAUGAUCGUUAAUAAAAUGUACGAGCUUCCGUCUUGGGUGUAUUUUCCAGACGUUGAUCGAGCCGAGUGGCUGAACAAGAUCUUGUGUAAGCUCUGGCCGAGCAUGAAUCAAUUUGUUCGUCAGCUAUGUAAACAGGAUAUUGAGCCAGCAGUUGUCGCUCGAUUGGCGCAAUACAAAUUGAAAGGAUUUUCUUUCGAGAGAUUAGUAUUGGGCCGAAUUCCUCCGAGAAUCGGUGGUAUUAAGGUUUAUGACAAAAAUACUGAUAGGAAUGAGAUCAUCUUGGAUGCUGAUGUAUUAUACGCUGGUGAUUGCGACAUCUCAUUUACUUGUAACAGCUUUAAAGGUGGCAUCAAAGAUUUCCAGAUUCGUGGUAUGAUAAGAGUGGUAAUGAAGCCCCUUUUGCCCAUCAUGCCACUUGUCGGAGGACUUCAGAUAUUCUUUCUAAAUAUGCCUUCGGUUGAUUUCAAUCUGGUUGGAUUGGCCGACGUUCUGGAUAUGCCUGGUUUGAGCGAAAUUUUGAGAAAGGCUAUUGUCGAACAAAUUGGUGCGAUUAUGGUGUUGCCCAACAAAUUGCCGAUAACUUUGAGUCCAGACGUCCAACCUGAGAUUCUCAAAACUCCCGAACCAGAGGGUGUGCUGAGAAUUCACGUAAUAGAAGCAAAGCACCUGAUGAAGAAGGACUUCAGUGUGUUGGGUAAAGGAAAGUCGGAUCCGUAUGCGGUAAUAAAUGUUGGAGCGCAGGAAUUCAGGACAAAAACAAUUGACAAUACGGUAAAUCCCAUUUGGGAUUUCUGGUGUGAGGCUGUGAUCACUUGCUGCAGUGUACAGGUGAUAAGUUCUUCUCUAUGGGAUUGGGAUCCAGGAUUUCCUUGCAUCCAAAAUGAUGACUUUCUUGGAAGAGCAUCUAUCGAAGUAAUCCGUGUUCAGCAAAAAGGAACUUUGGACACUUGGGUGACAUUGGAGUUUGCAAAGCAUGGAAUGGUCCACCUCCGUCUUAAAUGGCUGAGUCUUUCUAAUAAUGUCGCAGAUUUACCAGCUGCCUUGGCUGAGACUCAACAGCUGCGAGUUACUUCGAUGAGUACUGCACUUCUGAUUCUCUACAUUGAUUCAGCGAAAAAUUUACCCUGCCUCCGUGCUACAAAGCAGCCGGAUGUCUACCUUGAGGCAGUGCUAGGAAAUCGCACCGAGCGUACCAAUACGAUUUUAAGAUCUUGUGAUCCAGUAUGGGAACAAGGAUUCACCUUCCUUGUUUCAAAUCCAGAAACAGAUAUGCUGCAUUUAAAAAUUGUAGACGAGAAGACGGGCAUGAACGUUGGUACAUUGAGCUACCACCUGACCUCGCUAAUGGAGAAAGAAAAUCUAGAAAUUUCUCAGCAGCCGUUUAAUCUGGCACAUGCUCAGGCUGACAGUAGAAUAAUUCUGUCCAUGCGACUGAGGAUUUUGAAAUACGAUAAUCCAGAGCCAACUCCAGAUGAGGAAGAACACCAGGAUAUAAACACACUUAACAGGGAAAUCGAACGUCAAGAAUCAAACAUAAGCAACACUCCAUCUAGUAGCAUCGCACCUAGUCCACUGAAAAAACAACCAUCUAAAGAAUCUGUGGCCAGCAGUAUCAUCUCUGCGACGAGUUUGAAUCCAACCGCUCCUACUGAAGAUCAAGAGGCAACAUUGAUACAAGAAGAAAUAGCGACUUCUACAUUAUUAGCACCGGUAAAUGCAAGCCCGCAAUUAAUCCACAGGAACAGCAGCGUGACUUCUUCAGCGGGAGAAGCUGGCCUGGGUAGAAUUCAGCUCACGCUACGCUACAGCGUCGCCAGACAAAAACUUGUUGUUGUUGUCCACAAGAUUGCAAAUCUACCGCUCCCGCAAAACGAUCCUAGCAAUGUACCCGAUCCGUACGUCAAGCUUUACCUCUUGCCGGAUCGUCACAAGGAAACAAAGAGGAAAACUGCCGUGAUGAAGGACAACUGCAAUCCCAUUUACGACGAGCAAUUUGAAUACGUUAUCUCUCAAGGUGACAUAAAUACACGCAGAUUGGAAGUCUCGGUCUGCACCCAAAAAGGGUGGCUUUCUACUGGUGGCAAUGUAAUGGGUCAGGUCUACAUAACUUUAUGUGACAUGGAUUUAACUCAGACGAAUACCGGUUGGUACGAUUUACUGCCGGAAAAUCGUGACUAAGACGAACAAGGCCUCAAAAAAAGAAACAGGAGUAGCUUUGCUCGGUUUAGUCGAAAUUUGUUUGGAAAAUCAAACUGUACUAAUGCUUGAUAUGCUACGUUGCUAACAGUGGCAAAUGAAUAGCGAAGAAAAGUUUCUGAUUACCGAGAGAAAAAAAUAGAAGUCUACUAUUGUAUGAAAAUAUAUUUUCACAGUUCCAGUAUGCAACGCAUUAUUAUAAUUAUUAUUAUUACGCGAUAUUUUUUAUAGUUAGUAAGAAUCAAGCGAUUAAAUUGCUCCAUUUUUGAAAGCAUUUUACAUAGUUUUUAUAAUACGUAUACAAUAUAUAACACUGGGGCAUUUGUACAUUAAUUAUAAGUAUAGCCACAUUUUCGAUGAUUACUUCAAUAUUUUUGUACUAACACUGACAGUUUAUGGCAAAUCCAAUCGUGUUCAAUUUUUUGGUGUGUUUUUUUUUUUUACUUGCUCAUUUAUAACUUAUUUAUUUUGUAUUAGGAAAUUUUGCUCUCAACAUUCACCAAAAUUCAUGUAAUAAUGUUUUUAUCAUUGGCAUUUAAAAAAAAAUGUAUUGAUGUGCCACCUUUCUGAAAUACCUAUAUUAUGUUACGUUAUACAAUAUACGGUAUUUAAACCGUUGAGCCACUUUAAUAACAAAUAUAUUAUUUAAAUAUUGAGUUUAAUGGAGCGCUUGCAUCUC
This is a messenger RNA of Diprion similis, 3771 nucleotides long. It is a transcript of the gene Esyt2, whose product is annotated as extended synaptotagmin-2. The transcript is spliced from 17 exons. Lineage: Eukaryota; Metazoa; Arthropoda; Insecta; Hymenoptera; Diprionidae. Gene Ontology annotation, molecular function: lipid binding. Gene Ontology annotation, biological process: lipid transport. The record is from RefSeq and is a predicted model, not a curated record. The coding region runs from base 639 to 3074 and encodes 811 amino acids.